GGAUUUGUUGUUGUUGUAUGUCAAAAGAAGAAUAAUGGUCAAGAAGAGAACAAGACCCAGAACAAUCAUACGAUUAAGACGUUUAGAUAAUAGAAAGAUAAAAAGAAUUGCAAGUAUCAUAGUGAUGGGUUGGUUAUGUUGGAUACUAUACAAGGGAAUAUUACAGACUAGAGAUAAUCGUAGACAAGCUUAUUUUCACCAAAUAUUGGACUCUGUUGUUAAGGGAACUAUACCCAAAGGUCCCAUUCGGUUUCUUUAUUAUGAUAAUAUAUUAACUCAAUGUGACUGCCCUUACUUACCACAAGGCGUUAUCGAUCCAACUUACUAUGCAGCUAUAUUAUCCUCUUAUGGAGAAAACAAUCAUAGUAACCGACCUUGGGAAGCUAUCUAUGCUAUGCCAGGAAUAUCUCAUGCUAGGACCAAUUUAGCUUGUCUAUUAGAAGAAGCUUCUUUAUUGGGAGCUAUUGCUGUUCUACCUGCAGUAUGUUUAUCUCCUAUUCAUAAUCACGAUCGACUGAUAAGAACGCAUUGGUCUCGUUAUCUUUAUAUGGAACGACUGGAACAAGGCUUUCCUAUUGUAUGGAAUGUAUCCUUAUUGGAAAAGAAGUUACAAGAUUCCUUUCAAGUAUAUGCCAGUUGGCCUUAUCCAUUGAGAUGGAAUUGUGUGUUAUCCAUCAACUACACUUUUACUAUGGAUGAUGGAAAGAAUAUAAGGAAAUCACCGGAACAAAUAUUUGCAUCUAACCAUGAAAAGUAUCCUUCAACAGCAAUCUUUUCAGAAAAAACUCCCACUUUGCUAUUACAACAAAGCAAAGCAAAUAUACUAAUACGACAGUUUCAUACCAAUCAAGAAUAUAUGGCAUGUUCUUCUUUUUCUUCUUGGAAUCAUCCAAAAAUACAAAAUGUUUGGUCCUAUUUCUGGAGUAGUGCAGAAACCGAUCCUCUUCCAGCAGUACAAUACAUUCGCUCGUUGUAUGAUGCAUCCGAAUCUUUUCUCUGUUUACAUCUCCGUCGAGGUGACAAAUUGAAAGAAUCUCGAUAUCCUUGUUUGGAUGUUCUUACAAGAGGUCCUCAUAUCUAUUCCGUAUUACAAAAUGCUUCCAUCAUCUUUUAUUGGAUUGGAAUAGAAAGGAUAAUAGAUAUUCAUGUGACUAUCGUUGGAUAUAUCGACAACAUAUUCCCUAUUUACAACAAUCCAAAUAUAUUCAAGACAAUUAUUUAUUAUAUGAAACAGAAAAAAGGAUAUGUUCCUAUGCAGUUGGUUAUGUGGAAACUCAUCGAACCCAUUCUAGUUAUCAACAUCUUCAACCUUGGAAUCUUCGUCUUACUCCUUAUGAAGAAGAAUGUGACUCAACUAAUUGUCAUUUGAAUUGUGCGGAAUAUUCGAGAU
Messenger RNA from Galdieria sulphuraria, 1390 nucleotides. RefSeq lists its product as hypothetical. Lineage: Eukaryota; Rhodophyta; Bangiophyceae; Galdieriales; Galdieriaceae. The transcript is spliced from 2 exons. The record is from RefSeq and is a predicted model, not a curated record. The coding region runs from base 35 to 1369 and encodes 444 amino acids.